CUCUGUACAGUGUGUGUGCAGUGUUAUUGUAGCGUUGAGCGAGCUAGAGAGCAUAGUUUGUGCGAUUACAGAGAGUAUUUAUCGCUUUAUUUAGGGUUUAAACUCUACAACUCUGAUAUUGAGUAACUUAAGGAUCCAGGGAUCGCAAAUUGACUGAAAGUACCCUGGCAGCUGUCUUGAAUGCGGUGCUCUCCCUAGCAGUCUUGGCGAGUGACAAUGUAAAGAAGGCCCUAGAGCUGCACACUGUUGAGACAAAUGGAUGUUGCGUCUCCAAGCUGAGUGUAUUGAAGAACCGAGAGGAGUGAGAAAGACCCGGCCAUGACCACCUCCCACAUGAACGGGCACAUGACAGAGGACUCUAACACAGAAGUGAAGAACGCAGAGCUGAGCGAACCCCCGCGGCACCGUGAGAUGGCGGUGGACUGUCCAGGGGAGCUGGGCUGCAGGACCCUGCCUGUGAGGCGCAGCGCCCAGCUCGAGAGGAUCCGCCAGCAGCAAGAAGACAUGCGGAGGAGGCGCGAGGAGGAGGAGCGCAAACAGGAGCUGGACAUCAAUGCCUCCAUGAGGCUCAAGAAGCUGUCCCAGAACCCCAAGAUAGGUAUCGACAACCCCACCUUCGACCCUGUCGAGGGAUAUGUACCCGAGGGGCCCAGCAACCUGGCCAAGGUCUUGGAUCUAGAUGACCUCCUGUCUUCGCUGAAGCAUAUCCAGCACAGUCUGGUGGACUCUCAGAGCCAGGAAGAUAUCUCUGUCGUCUUGCAGCUCGUCCAAAAUACAGACUUUCAGAAUGCCUUCAGGGUGCACAAUUCAGUGGCAGUCAACAUGAACAAAGCCAGCCCUCCCUACCCGCUGGCGGCCAAUGCACAAGAUUUAUCCCAAGAGGUUCAGAACAUAUUUAGAACGAGCCCGCAGAAGGAUGGACAAGAAUUGAAUGCUUUGCUAACCACACCGCAUCUACAAACAGGGAUGUUUUUCAUCCACCAGGCGCUGAUGCUGGCCCAUGACAGGGUAGCAGAGCAGGAGAUGCAGCCCCAGACAGUGGCAGAAACGCCCCAGGACUGCACGUACGAGACCAUGACUCGAUACGGAGGGGAGAUGGUGAAGAUUGUGCGCAUUGAAAAGGCCCGCGAUGUACCACUGGGAGCCACGGUGAGGAAUGAUGUGGACUCUGUGAUCAUCAGUCGGAUAGUGAAGGGAGGGGCAGCUGAGAAGAGCGGCCUGCUACACGAGGGAGACGAGGUCUUGGAAAUCAACGGCAUCGAGAUCAGGGGGAAGGACGUCAACGAGGUCUUUGACAUACUGGCGGACAUGCAUGGCACGCUGACUUUCGUCCUCGUUCCCAGCCAGCAGAGUAAAGUCCCUCCAGCCAGGGAGACUGUGGUUCAUGUCAAAGCUCAUUUCGACUACGACCCCUCUGAUGACCCAUACGUGCCAUGCCGGGAGCUUGGGCUGUCCUUCCAGAAGGGGGACAUCCUGCACAUCAUCAGCCAGGAGGACCCCAACUGGUGGCAGGCCUACCGGGACGGGGACGAGGACAACCAGCCUCUCGCAGGCCUGGUUCCAGGGAAAAGUUUCCAGCAACAGAGAGAAGCCAUGAAGCAAACCAUAGAGGAAGAUAAGGAACCUGAGAAGUCAGGUAAACUGUGGUGUGCAAAGAAGAACAAAAAGAAAAGGAAAAAGGUUUUGUACAACGCCAAUAAAAAUGAUGAUUUCGACAAUGAGGAGAUUCUGACUUAUGAGGAGAUGGCUCUCUAUCACCAGCCAGCCAAUAGGAAACGGCCGAUAGCCCUCAUUGGACCUCCUAACUGCGGCCAGAACGAACUCCGGCAAAGCCUGAUGAGCAACGAAGCCGACCGGUUCGCAGCUGCUGUUCCACAUACGACACGGAACAGGCGUGAUAAUGAAGUCAAUGGCCGGGACUAUCAUUUCGUUUCACGGCAGGUCUUUGAAACCGACGUGGCUGCAGGGAAGUUCAUUGAAUCAGGAGAGUUUGAGAAGAACCUGUACGGCUCGAGCACUGACUCGGUGCGUCAGGUCAUCAACUCCGGCAAGAUCUGCCUGCUGAACCUGCACACACAGUCUCUGAAGGUUCUGCGCAGCUCAGACCUCAAGCCAUACAUUAUCUUCAUCGCACCUCCAUCACAAGAAAGGCUGCGUGCACUGCUGACCAAAGAAGGGAAGAACCCAAAGCCGGAGGAGCUGAGAGACAUCAUCGAGAAGGCACGGGAGAUGGAGCAGAACUACGGGCACUACUUCGACGCGGCCAUCGUGAACACGGAUCAGGACAAGGCGUACCAGGAGCUGCUGAGGCUCAUCAACAAGCUGGACACAGAGCCCCAGUGGGUGCCCUCAUCCUGGCUGCGCUAGGGAGCCCCGAACAGACACGGAGGAAGCUGUUCAGCAGGCCCUGCAAGAGGACUGGCUCCCCUGGGAUUAAGACUGCAAAGUAGGACGGCAUGGCCCCACACUGGGAGACCUUUAUUUUUUUAAAGGAUGAAUUUGGAUAGCAAACCAGUGGACGGAAGGGGUUGAAUUCUGUCUUAUUUUAAAAUGUACCAAAAGGGUCAGGAAGUACUUUUUUAAAAAAUAAGUUAACGAUCAACAUUCCAGCUCUUACCAGCACUUGGUGGGAGCAAUAGAAAUAGUAAUCUACAGCUUUGGUAACUAUUUAUAUAAUGUAAAUGUAUAUAAGAAAACACAUCUACUUUUAGUACAAAUACCUGAAUCACAGUGCACAGUGAGUCCAACCUGUUUUAAAUUAAAAAAAAUGUUAAAAAAAUCUGUAUGUAUGAUUUUUUUUUUUCCCUGUAUUUUUAUAGAGGUUAAUUGAUUUCUUCAUAGAUGAUUGAGCACACUGGCAAGAGUUCGAAUUAAGUUACUGUUCCUCACUUUGUAGGAAUAAUAAUGUAUUUAGAUGACAGUAUAUUUUUAUUUAAAAAAAAUAAAUACGUUUUCUAGUU
Molecule: messenger RNA, 2960 nt
Organism: Polyodon spathula (Mississippi paddlefish)
Lineage: Eukaryota; Metazoa; Chordata; Actinopteri; Acipenseriformes; Polyodontidae
Product: MAGUK p55 subfamily member 5-like
Exons: 14
Coding region: 319-2367 (682 amino acids)
Biological process (GO): establishment or maintenance of epithelial cell apical/basal polarity; establishment or maintenance of polarity of embryonic epithelium; protein localization to plasma membrane
Cellular component (GO): plasma membrane; adherens junction
Molecular function (GO): protein binding
Source: RefSeq, a predicted model, not a curated record